AGAAACGAACACCAUGUUCUCUGCGCGUGCACGCCCAGCUUCAGUUGUUCUGAGAAGCCUGGGCGGGGGGGGGUUGUUGUGUCACGUGACAGAUAAGUCACAGAGUUCAUGGGCGCGCGUGCCAGACUCAGCAGAACCGGGUCUGUUUGAGACCCCGGCUGGUUACAUAACGGCGGGUUGAAUGGACUGAACCACUUCAGAGGGGCGGGGAUAAGAAGACCCGGACUUUCCUAGACCACGAUCCGGUCCCUGAACAGGAAUCAGAUUGAAACCAGUUGGUGAUCCAUGUGCGCGCACGCGCGCAGCGACGCUCUGCUAACUUAAGCAGGCCCCAACGCGGUCAACCCCCCUCCCCGCUGAGAAUGGAACAGUCCGACACGUAAGCCAUUGUUUACAAAUCAAACGGCUUGUUGUUCGGAGCCGCGCGGCGGGCCGAGCGCGAGCACAGCGAGGGCAGCGGGACCGCAGACUGCGCAGAAUGCCGUGUCGGAAGGAGGAUUUCCUGGUGCUGGAGCGCGCCGUGACCGCGGGCUCCCAGGACGUGGACGCGCUCAUCUCGAGGCUCGGGGAGGCGCUGCAGCUGCACGGCGGCGGCGGCCCGAACACCGUGUCCGUGUCCUGCCUGCACGGCCUCUCCAAACCGGCGGCCGGCGGCGCCAAGCAGCAGAGUCCCGGCUGCUGCGUGCGGCUGCGCGGCCAGCGCGGCGGCACGCGCGCCAGCCCCUACCACAUCCCCGCCUCCCACUGCGAGGACUGGGACCACGUGAGGCCGUGGAGGAAGCCGCGCUUGGACCGGGACCAGGACGAGCCGCGGCGGCUGCAGGAGCUGCUGCUGUCCGGGAACCUGAUCAAAGAGGCCGUGCGGCGGCUGCAGGACUGCGGGGACUUCCGGCCGGCGGACGGCGUUUCCUGUUCCUAACGGAGCCGGGAGGACGGACUGGACCCGACCGGGACCCGAGGGUUCCGGUUCUAAGUGAUUCUAUUGAGUUUGUUGACUGUUAUCCGAGCUAAAGAUCGUGUUUAUGUUCGCCCGCGUGUCGGGAGGAGGGGGGGGGGGGUCAUUGUUUACUGACUGGGACACAGCUGCGAGCAUGCGCAGUGGGAGCGCACACUAACGCGGACGAUGAGUCACCUGAAGCGCUCUCACCGGAGUUUCUGUUUUUCUCCUGUGUGUUGGGGGGAGGGGGGGGCAUGAGUGAAAUUCCAGUCCGGAGUUUAUUCUGUGAUCACGUGACUGCUUCGUACCGGAGCUCUGUGUUCCUGAACUUCAGGGUUUUUGUUUAAAUAAAAUUUUGUUAACUGUU
This is a messenger RNA of Oryzias melastigma (Indian medaka), 1304 nucleotides long. It is a transcript of the gene gbp, whose product is annotated as glycogen synthase kinase binding protein. NCBI's taxonomy places the organism in Eukaryota, Metazoa, Chordata, Actinopteri, Beloniformes, Adrianichthyidae. Gene Ontology annotation, cellular component: cytoplasm. The record is from RefSeq and is a predicted model, not a curated record. The transcript has a single exon. Bases 479 to 919 code for a protein of 146 amino acids.